Penicillium coprophilum is the source of this 1503-nucleotide messenger RNA. RefSeq names its product cytochrome P450. Lineage: Eukaryota; Fungi; Ascomycota; Eurotiomycetes; Eurotiales; Aspergillaceae. The transcript is spliced from 5 exons. The record is from RefSeq and is a predicted model, not a curated record. Bases 1 to 1503 code for a protein of 500 amino acids. Gene Ontology annotation, molecular function: monooxygenase activity; heme binding; oxidoreductase activity, acting on paired donors, with incorporation or reduction of molecular oxygen.
AUGGCGGUAGCACUUCUAUCCGGUCAGGUUAUAACACUCUCCUGCGGCCUCGUGAGCCUCUAUGUCUUUAGAGUGGUCACGAUGUAUGUCAAGUUGAUGCAGUUCAAAGGUCCUUCGGGAACCGGCUUUUCGAACUGGCCUCAUAGCUUGGCGAUACUUGGGCAAAAUUGCCACGAGUGGUAUGCAGAAGUCAAUAAGAAAUAUGGCCCGAUCGCCCGUGUCGCGCCUCACGUUCUAAUCACGUCCUCUCCCGAAGUUUGGAUGCACGUAAACAAUAAGCCUGGCUACAAGCGCUCUGAUUGGUAUUACAGAGCUACACGAAUCGAGUACCGGAGGGACAAUGUCUUUAGUCAGACGGAUAACGCGAAACACGAACAACGGAGGAAGCAGAUGGCUCCAGGGUAUUCGGGAAGGGAGAACACCAAGCUCGAAGGGUCUGUGGAUGAACGAGUCCAGGAGUUUCUGAAACUCAUCCGAUCCAAAUACAUCGCGUCCGACCGUCAUGUUUAUUUUACACUCGACGUCAUUAGCAGUGUCGGCCUCGGUAAGGAAUUCGGUAUGCUGCAGAAUGACCAUGACAUAGAUGACUACCUCCAAUCGAGCGAGGAGGGACUUGCCAUUGGUAAUACCGUCCUUGCCAUGGGCUUGACCUGGAUCACCCAGAUGCCUUUCAUCGGCAAGUUUAUUGCACCUUCGCCUAAGGAUAACAAUGGCUUCGGUAAGAUGAUGGCUACAUGCUUCCGCUUUGUCGACGAGCGCGCUGCGGGCUCCACAAACGAAAGAUCCGAUAUGCUAGCUUCAUUCAUGCGCCACGGCUUAGCAGGUGACGAGCUGCGCACUGAGGCGCUAGAGCAAAUCAUUGCGGGCUCGGACACGACUGCUAGCGGUAUUCGUGGUACCCUUUUGUGCCUCAUGACAAAUCCCCGCGUCUACUUCAAGCUACAGCGUGAGGUUGACGAUGCCGUGCGUGACGGCCGUGCUCCGAGCACAGGCGAAGGUCUUGUUACUGCUGCCCAGACUAAGAAACUCCCCUACCUCCAGGCUGUGAUCCGUGAAGGUUUGCGAGUCAAGCCGCCGGUCGCGAACAUUUUCCCCCGUGAUGUCCCGACAGGUGGCGACACUGUUGUCGUCGACGGCGAGAGUGUAUUUCUACCAGGUGACACAUGCAUCGGGUACUCGGCAUACGCUAUGCAUAAGAGCGAGAAGAUAUACGGCAAGGACGCAGAAGCUUUCCGACCCGAGCGAUGGCUGGACUCGGACCCUAACAAGCUGGCUGCCAUGGUUCGAACCAACGACCUCAUAUUCGGUCAUGGCAAAUUCCAGUGUUUAGGGAAGCCAGUGGCUCAAAUUGAGAUCGGGAAGAUUGUAUUCGAGCUCUUACGCAACUUUGACCUCGCACUUAUCAAUCAGACUCGUCCCUGGGAUGCGCGGAAUUACCUUGGUCUUUUCGCCAUCUCGGAUAUGUGGGUGCAAGUGACGGAGCGGACGCCUUCUUCUACCUGA